ACCUCUCUUUAUUUAUUUUCCAUUUUUAGGUUGGGGUGGUAAACACUAAACUUGUGGAUAAAUUGUAAUUUAAUUAAUAAAUGAGGGGGAAAAGAAACAUUUGUCAGUUUUUUUCCACUCUUUAUAUAUGCCAUACCGUCCACGGGUUUCGUUCAUAAUGGUCUCUUUCAGUUAAACCAGAAACCAAAGCACCAAUUAAGAGAGAGAGAGAGAGAGAGAGAGAGAGAGAGAGGGAGAGGGUCAUGCAUCUCUUCUGAUUUAACAAGAAAUAUGAUUUCCCUUUUUCUUCUGGUUUAAAACCUAACCAGUUUGGUUUGCGUUAGGGUUCUUUUUAUUAUUAAAGGGCUGUCGAGUGUGCGAAGAGAAUAGUUUUGCUUUGGCGUUUGUUCGUGAUUUUUUGGUAGCGGUUGGCAUGGCUGUUGAUGCACAGUAUUAUUCUGAAAGUAUGGGUUUGGCCAUGUGUGGCGUACAGGAUUGGUGGGUGAACCCCGUUUCUUCUUCUGGGCUUGACGUUGAUGCUUCCAAUUUCAAUCCGCAGCAACUGCCUCAGGUUCAUCAUCUUCAUAACCACUACAGCAUUCAGGAUCUCUGUGUUGACGAUAACACGAGUCCAAAUCCCUUCCCCUCUUCUUCAAGCAGUGAUAAGCUUCUCCCAAUGGCGUUCUCUCAAUCUUUGGCCGAUCAGCUUGAGACCCAGAGACUCGAAAUCGAUUGGCUUCUUCAUUUUCAGCUUGAGAGAUUGAAAUUUGCUUUACAAGAACAACGAAAGCAACAACUGGGGUCGCUGUUGAACAGAUUGGAAUCAAAGACUAUAACCCUAAUGAGACAAAAGGAGGAAGACUUGGCAAGAGCGACGAAGAAGAUGAUGGAGCUGGAAGAUUGGUUGAGAAGGAGAGAAGUGGAAAGCCAAGGAUGGCAGCGAGUGGCGACAGAGAACGAAGCGAUGGUCAAAUAUCUAAACAACAUGCUGGAACAGGUCAGAGAAACGCACUUAUUGCUGAGCAACGGAGCCGAAGAUGCAGAGUCGUAUGGGGGUGGUCCCAUUGACAGAAGAGAGGACGAAGGCAGGGGAAGAGACAGAGGAGAAGGAGGAGAAGAAGUGAAAGACCAGUGCAAAAAGAUGGCAUGCAAACGCUGUAAUUCUCGGACCUCGUGCUUUCUUUUCUUCCCUUGCAGACACCUUUGUUCGUGCAAGUCUUGUGAGCCCCUUCUUGGUUGCUGCCCAGUCUGUAAAUCUGUAAAGGAGGCAAGCAUGGAGGUUUUCUUGGUCUAAGAAGAAGAUUAAAAGAGAAAAAAUGAAAAGAAAAAGGCCCAAGCAAUGGAAAAAACAGAAAAGAAAAAAAAAAAAAAAAAAAAAAGGAAAGGAAAAUUUUUUGGGAAGAACACUUUUUGGAUUCCUUUACGGUGUUCAUGGCGUUCCUCAUUUUCUUUUUCCGGGCUCUCUGAUAUCAAUUUUUUUUGGCGUACAACGGACGGCCCAUCUCAAUCGAAAUGAUGAUGAUGAUAGCAGUAGCAUUGUGAAAUUGCAGGAUGAGAAUCUCGGUGCCUUUUCCUUUUCUGGCUUUAUUAAUUUUCCUGAUUUAGCGAUAGAGACUGAUUUGCACCUUUUCUUUUUCUCUUGUUAUUUUGUUUCUCUUUCUGUUGUGGUUUACAAGGAGAAGAAAUUGGCAGCUCCCUUAGCCGUAACAGUGUCCUGUUAACUGACACCCGAGAUUUGAAAGCAAAGCUGUCAUUUAUCA
Vitis vinifera (wine grape) is the source of this 1739-nucleotide messenger RNA. RefSeq names its product probable BOI-related E3 ubiquitin-protein ligase 2. Bases 413 to 1273 code for a protein of 286 amino acids. Lineage: Eukaryota; Viridiplantae; Streptophyta; Magnoliopsida; Vitales; Vitaceae. The transcript has 2 exons. The record is from RefSeq and is a predicted model, not a curated record. Gene Ontology annotation, molecular function: ubiquitin-protein transferase activity.